Messenger RNA from Spea bombifrons (plains spadefoot toad), 2251 nucleotides. Its product is annotated as meprin A subunit beta-like. Gene Ontology annotation, cellular component: membrane. Gene Ontology annotation, molecular function: protein binding; zinc ion binding; metalloendopeptidase activity. The record is from RefSeq and is a predicted model, not a curated record. Lineage: Eukaryota; Metazoa; Chordata; Amphibia; Anura; Pelobatidae. The transcript is spliced from 14 exons. Gene Ontology annotation, biological process: proteolysis. Bases 26 to 2038 code for a protein of 670 amino acids.
UUCUUUAACGGCACCCUACAGUACAAUGACUUUUAUUUUGCUUCUGAUGUUCCUGCAGGUUACUGAUGGUCUGCCCUUUUCCAGGCCUUUGGAAUCAAACAGACCUCUUCUAAAGCACAUGGAUAUUAUUGACAUAAACCAAGCUCUUGGUUUGGAUCUUUUUGAGGGAGACAUCAAAAUUGAUCAGAAAAAUGGAAGAAAUUCAAUUACUGGAGAUCAGUAUAGAUGGCCCUUAACCAUACCAUAUCACCUGGAAAAUAAUCUAGAGGUUAACGCAAAAGCUGUCAUCCUUAAUGCAUUUGAAAGGUUCAGACUCAAGACAUGUAUUGAUUUUAAACCAUUGGAGGGCGAAACAAAUUAUAUUUCUGUAAUCAAAGAUAAUGGCUGUUACUCUUCUGUUGGCAACCAACGUAAAGGAAAGCAAAUUCUCUCUGUUGGAUCUGGUUGUGAUAAAAUAGAAAUUGUUCAACACGAAUUCCUCCAUGCCCUCGGAUUCUGGCACGAACAAUCAAGAUCAGAUCGAAAUGAUUAUGUCACUAUUGUGGUGGAACAGAUUGAAUCUGACAACUUACACAAUUUUAACUUAUAUGAUGAUGAGCAUACAAGUUUUCUAAAUGUCCCAUAUGACUAUACAUCAAUAAUGCACUAUGACAAAAACGCAUUCCAGAUUGGUUCUGAGCCAACCAUAAUAACAAAGAAUCCUGAGUUCAGAGAUCUGAUUGGCCAAAAAAUGGAUUUUAGUGAACGUGACAUUGCAAAGUUAAAUCAGCUCUACAACUGCACAACUUCUUUAAGUUUCUUGGAUUCAUGCACCUUUGAGCUUGAAGAUAUCUGUGGCUUUCUGCAAAGUUCAGAUGAUGAUACUGAUUGGGAGCGGGUUACCUCUGUGCCGGCUGGGCCUGACUCUGAUCAUACAUACUUAGAAAACACAAAAGCUACUGGCUUCUUUAUGCACUUUGGCACAGCCACAGGUAUAGCUGGGCGUAAGGCAAUACUAGAAAGCAGACUUUUCUAUCCAAAGAGAGGAUUUCAAUGUUUAGAGUUCUUUUAUUAUAAUAGUGGCCACGUAAGUGAUCGUUUGGAAAUAUGGAUUAAAGAAUACAAAACGACUUCAUCCGAUGGCACUCUAAAAUUCAUCAACAGUGUAACAGGAACACCAGCUAAAUACUGGCAGCUGCACCAUUCUUCUUUAAAUGCAGCAACAAAGUUCAGGGUUAUUUUUUAUGGAAUCAAAGGAACCGGAAGUUCCAGCGGUGGCUUUUCAAUAGAUGACAUCAAUUUAUCAGAAACUGAAUGUCCUCAGUAUGUUUGGCAUAUUCACAAUUUUAAUCAUAAUUCAUCUCGGGAAGGGAUUCGUAGUCCUCCAUAUUACUCUACAGAUGGCUACGCAUUCGAGAUUUAUUUAUGGGAAUAUGAAACUGCAACUUCGCCUUUUAACUUAGCCGUUUAUCUACAACUGAUUUCUGGAGCUAAUAAUAACAAUCUACAGUGGCCUUGCCCGUGGAAACAGGUUACCGUAGAGUUAAUGGAUCAAAAUCCAAAUAUUAUACAGCGUAUGUCAAAUGCAAAGAGUAUUACAACAGAUCCAACUAAACUUUCAGAAGAUUCUUCUUACUAUGUCUGGGAUAAUCCUGAAAAGAUUGGGUACCACGGUAGGUUCCCUAACGGAACCUCUUACAAGAUUGGUCCAUCAGAGGGAAAGUUUUUUUUUAAUAUGAAAGAAUGGUUUUACAAAAGAGAAUUUCUAAAAGGAGGAGAUGCUUUUGUUCACAUAUCAAUGAAAGAUGUGUCUCACCUAAGGGAUUCCCCACCCACUCCAAACCCAGAACUGUGUACCCAAAAUAUCUGUCAGAACGAUGGGAUCUGCAUUAUAGAAAACCAACAGCCUGUGUGCAGGUGCAAAGUCUCUGGUGAUUUUUGGUAUGUCGGUGACAGGUGUGAGAAUAAAGUCCCCAACAAAACCAGUGACCUGAAGAUGUCUCCUUUUUCUGCACUUCUUGUGAUCAUAACAACCUUUGUACUCGGUAGUGUUGCCUGAGCACUACAUAAAUUGUUACAAUGGGGCUAAUUAAAGACAAAUUGUAUACAACAGUGGUUACCAACUACAGUCUUCAGUAGCUCCAGCGGUCCAGUGGUUCAAUUCCCAAAUGCCCAUACUGACCUUUAAUUAGCAUGUGUGGAGUGACUGGUUGUGUGGACCGCCAGUGCUUUAUCUAUGAGAUUAAGGAAUUUAUGAGAUUGAAACAGGAAA